AUGCUGAUUGAAGAGGAAAAGAUUACAUUCAGGUCUGUCACCAUUGGCGAUUCCAGUGUAGGAAAAACAUGCAUUGUAAAUAGGUUCUUACAAGAUAAGUUUGAUCCAGCUGAACCAAAUACAAUUGGAACGUUGUACGAAUCUUUCACAGAUCAUAGAGAUGGUCAUGAUCUCGAAAUCCAGAUUUGGGAUACAGCUGGUCAGGAGCAAUACAGAAGCUUAGGACCUAUUUAUUACAGAUCAUCUUUAGCUGCUAUCGUUGUUUUUGAUAUUACUAACAGGAAAAGCUUCGAAGAUGUAAACGAAUGGGUUUCUGAAUUCCGUAAUGUUGCUGGAGAAAAUACAAUUGUUGUUUUAGUAGGAAAUAAGAUCGAUUUACCAGAACGUGCUGUUGAAAAAGACGAAGCUGAAGAGUGGGCUCACAAGAACAAUUGCAUAUACGCUGAAACAUCUGCUCGUAGCGGAGCCGGUAUUAAACAGCUUUUCACUACUCUUGUUGACGAGCUUAUGAAAAUGUACAAUGGUGAUGAUGGCAUGAAAGUUGUUAGUAGAUCUAAAGUCAACACACCCGAUAAAGUUGACACAAAUGAAAAGAAAACUGGAUGUUGCUAA
Molecule: messenger RNA, 612 nt
Organism: Trichomonas vaginalis G3
Lineage: Eukaryota; Parabasalia; Trichomonadida; Trichomonadidae
Product: GTPase protein
Exons: 1
Coding region: 1-612 (203 amino acids)
Molecular function (GO): GTP binding; GTPase activity
Source: RefSeq, a predicted model, not a curated record